Messenger RNA from Mollisia scopiformis, 775 nucleotides. Its product is annotated as putative competence/damage-inducible protein CinA. The record is from RefSeq and is a predicted model, not a curated record. Bases 43 to 591 code for a protein of 182 amino acids. The transcript has a single exon. Lineage: Eukaryota; Fungi; Ascomycota; Leotiomycetes; Helotiales; Mollisiaceae.
CAAACUUCUCGGUAGAUAUAUCAAUCAGUUACACUCGGAGCUAUGACCUCAGAAAUCAAAUAUAUCGAGCAAACCCACGAGUCGGUCUUCGAUAUCGCCAGCGAUGUCAUUCAAAUGCUCCUCCAGGCCGGCGAAACGGUCGGAGUCGCUGAAUCCUUGACUGCUGGCAGUGUAAUGGCAGCACUUACAUCUGUACCAGGAGCGAGCGCAGCCUUCCGUGGCGGAGUUGUCUCUUAUGCAACGCCUCUCAAGCAACUCCUAUUGAACGUGGAUGCAGGGCUGAUUGCGAAAGAGGGCGUGAUCCACGCGGACGUGGCAACACAGAUGGCUGAAGGAGCGCGCAAGAUCACGACUUUUGACGGUAGCUUGACGACUUGGGGUAUCGGUACGACGGGCGUCGCUGGACCGGCAACUCAAUAUGGGAAGCCUGUUGGAACGGUUUUCAUUGGUAUUGCUUCACCGAAGGGGAGUCAGGCUUGGGGGCCGUUUUUGUUCUCUGGGUCACGAGAACGGAUACGCGAAGCCACAGUUGUGGAAGCCCUGUCGCGUUUACGCAAAGCAUUAGCAGAUCGCCAGGUAGUGGAACAGUGAAGGCUGAGGCUGGGGUUAGCGCUGAAGAGUUUAGAGAUGGAGAGGCGGAGAUUUUGGAACCGGGAGAAAAUGUUCCUCGAUACAUAUUUGGUGUUUCUUUUGAAUGAGCCACCAUGAAUUGUUCCGUCCACCUUCUAUCAUUCUGAUACUUCGAUUAGCUGUUACCAGAAAGCUACAUGUGUCC